This is a messenger RNA of Penaeus monodon (black tiger shrimp), 1830 nucleotides long. RefSeq names its product pantetheinase-like. Lineage: Eukaryota; Metazoa; Arthropoda; Malacostraca; Decapoda; Penaeidae. Bases 59 to 1747 code for a protein of 562 amino acids. The transcript has 9 exons. The record is from RefSeq and is a predicted model, not a curated record.
AUGAUGGACCGAAGCAGCAGACUCAAGAACGGCAGAAACGGUUUCGCACCUCCCGAAGAUGGUUCUGAGGGUGGGCCUUCUCGUGGUAGCUUUGGCAGGCCUCCUGCUACUGCAGUUGGUGCGGGGUGAGAGACUUCGGCAGGAGAGUCUUGUAGACAGUCCCCACGCCCCACAGGCAGCGGCGCACGUGCGGGCAGGAGACACCGUGCAUUACACAGGCGCCGUGCUGGAGUACGAGCCCUAUAUCACGUGGACUGAGGAAGGCGGAGAGGCCAUCCUGAUGGAAAAUGUGAAGGUCAUUGCCGAGUACGCUGCUGUAGCCAAGGAAAUGGGCGCAGACAUCCUGGUGGCCCCCGAGUACGGCCUCCAUGGACUGGACAUGCACGUGCUGGUUCCCGAUGAGCUUUUGAGCUUCACGCAGACCGUGCCUGACCCGCGUGACCUGGUCGUGCCUUGCACUGCGACCUCUGACCUCGGCCAGGCGACUGCUAUAAAGGCGCUGAGUUGCUCGGCUUUAGAGAACCAGAUGUACUUAGUGGUUGACGUAUCCGAAAAAACCCCUUGCGACAGCAGCACUUCCUGCCCUCCUUCAGGAAGCGUCUUGCACAACACGCAGGUGGUGUUCGAUCGCAAUGGGACUGUCAUUGCGAGACUUUGUUGGUUUGAAUCUAGACUGUCAGAGGUGCGAGUUGUGAUAAACUUUGCGAACACCUUCACUGCAAUAGGCUUAGCUGAUUCAAACCUGAUGUAUCCCACCACGAUUAGGUCCCAGCUGGGCUCAUCUUAUACCCCUACCUCUGGGAAAGGCUCGCUCGCGGGCAGCCGAGACCCAUCCAGAGUGCCCCUUGACUCCCCGCAGGUAUGCUUCGACAUCGCCUUCGGUCACCCCGGCCUCUUCAACGUGGACUCGAGAGGCGUGAGGGACGUGGCCAUGAGCACAGCCUGGGUGGACAUCAUGCCCUUCCUCAUCGCGCCCUCCGUGCAGAACGGCUGGAGCCGCGGGCUGGGCGUCAACCUGCUGGUGUCCGGCCACCACCGCCCCGAGCGCUCCAAGCUGGGCUCCGGGAUCUACCGCGGCGCGUCCGACCUCGAGCACGACUACGUGUACGACGUCGAGUCUGGCUCGCGGCUCAUCGUGUCGGAGGUGGAAACCGUGGCCUCCGUGGGCGGCAGACGGCCCCCCCGCCGCCCUUCUCGGUCCCACGGCGUCGCGCCCCCGGAGGCGAAGCGGGGAAGCCGCCUGCCGCGUCGGGAUCACCUAGUGUAUUACGACGACCUGAGCAACUACACGCAGGUGGUGCUGCAGAAGGGCGACUCGCAGGUGGUGCAGCAUGCAGAGGCGUGCCACGAUGACGGCCUGUGUUGCCACCUGGCCUACACUCCAGUGGGAAACCUCACCUACUCGCUCCUGGCCUACAGCGGCGUCGUCGUGCAGGGCUUUGGCACGUACCAGAUCUACGCCCAGAUCUGCACCGUGGUGUGGUGCCGCAGCGAGGAUGUGGCCACCUGCGGUCAGCUGGGGGACCUGCCGGGCGCCGAUGCCUUCCCCGCCUUCACCAUCUACGCGGACUUCGCCGUGGAUCACGUCUACCCGGCCAUGUUCACGCGCGACCUCGCCCUCGUGGAGAACGACCUCUACGACUACAGCUGCGACGACCAGCGCUCCUGCACCAUCUCGACGUCGGCUGCCGUGCCUGAGCUCAUGACGGCAGGCUUCUAUGGCAGGUGGUAUGAGCGCGACCCAUGAGGCCAGGUAGUGCGUGGGAAAUAGGGUCGGGCCUGUUUAUGUGAUGUGUGUUAUAUGUAAUACAUGCUGUUUUCACAAGUUUA